Molecule: messenger RNA, 1885 nt
Organism: Trichogramma pretiosum
Lineage: Eukaryota; Metazoa; Arthropoda; Insecta; Hymenoptera; Trichogrammatidae
Product: zinc finger protein 62-like
Exons: 3
Coding region: 128-1768 (546 amino acids)
Biological process (GO): regulation of transcription by RNA polymerase II
Cellular component (GO): chromosome
Molecular function (GO): chromatin insulator sequence binding
Source: RefSeq, a predicted model, not a curated record
UCAAUCUUUCGAUGUGUAUACAGUUAGUUCUGCAGAUAUGUAAAAUCAUCGCCGAAAGAUUAAUUGUCAGCAGAGUUUCAAAGUUAGCAAGGUGGAAUCCAGUGGUUCAUUCAAUUGUGCCGCCAGAAUGAAAGAGGAACCUAGUGGCGAGUGCCGUAGUGAAAAUAAUUCGGAGAUGGUGGAUGAAAAGCCCGAUCUUAAAAACUAUCAACCAUUUCCACCAGAAAAUUCAGUCCAUACCUUUCGAAAAAGUGACUUGAAUCAUCCACGUGAAUUUAAUGACGAUGUGGAAAUAGUCGUUGAGUGUGAAGACGUCAAGCCCAACAUUAAUUUAUUAGCAGUUAAGAAAAUUGAAGAAGAUUCUCAAAAUGGCUUGAAAGACAUGGAGUACAAUAAUGUUUAUGCAACUCAAAAUAUGAUUAAAAUGGAACCCACGGAGGAAGUACAACAGGCAUCUUUUGUGAACACCGUAGAAGAAUUAACUUUGAAUUCAGACUGUAAACGUGGCGAGCAAAAUAAAACAAGAAAAAUAACGAAAGAGUUGAGCAACGAACAUAACCUCAAAAGACACCAAAGUACGGUGCGUAAUGAUCCAACUUACAUGUGUGAAAUAUGCGGAAAAUAUUUCGCACAUAAGGCAAGUUUGGACAGGCAUAUCAAAUCAAUACAUCAUGGUAUUACCCACUCAUGUGAUAUAUGCGGAAAGUCUUUUACUCAAAAAAGUUGGGUCAAAGUCCACAUUAAUGCAGUCCACAAGGGUUUCACAUAUGCAUGUGAUAUAUGCCAAAAGACAUUCUCAUAUAAGAACAAUCUCGAAAAACACAUCGAUUCGGUGCAUAAUGGUGUUGGACAUGAAUGCGAUAUAUGCCAAAAGACAUUCUCACACAAGGGUUAUCUAAAAAAACAUAUUGAUUUCGUGCACAAUCAAGUCCGACAUGCAUGUGAUAUAUGCCAAAAGACGUUCACAACGAAAGAUAAUCUCAAAAUCCACAUCGAAUCGGUGCAUCAAAAAAUCACGCAUCCAUGUGAUAUAUGCCAAAAGAAAUUCUCAACCAAGAGUUAUCUCAGAAAUCACAUUGGUUCGGUGCAUAAUGGUGUCAGACAUGCUUGCGACAUUUGCGGAAAUGUGUAUAAACUAAGAAUUGGUUUCAAACGCCACAUGGAUUUGGUGCAUAAUCAUGUCAGACACGAAUGCGAUGUUUGCGGAAAGAAAUUCGUACAAAAAGGUAAUCUCAAAACCCACAUCGAUUCAGUGCAUAAUAAAAUCAUGCACACAUGUGACAGAUGCCAAAAGACAUUCUCACAAAAAGGUUAUUUCAAAACUCACAUCGAUUCAGUGCAUAAUGGUGUCCGUCAUGCAUGCGACAUUUGCGGAAAGAAGUUCACAGAGAAGAAACAUCUUAAAAAUCACAUCGAUUCGGUGCAUAAUGGUGUCUGUCAUGCAUGUGAUAUUUGCGAAAAGACAUUCACACAGAAGGGUCAUCUCAAAACCCACAUCGAGUCGGUACAUCAUAAAAUUACGCACCCAUGUGAUAAAUGCCAAAAGACAUUCUCAGACAAGAGUGGUCUCAGAAAGCACAUCGUUUCGGUGCAUAAUGGUGUCAGACAUGCUUGCGACAUUUGCGGAAAUGUGUAUAAACGAAGAAUUAGUUUCAAACGCCACAUGGAUUUGGUGCAUAACGAUGUCAGACAUGCAUGUGAUACUUGUGGAAAUACAUUCACACAAAAAGGUCAUCUCAAAAUUCAUAUCAAUAGGGUGCAUAGCUGAAUCGCACAAAUCUGCAAUUUCAUGAAGAAGUAGUCGUCUCAGCAACUACAUUGAUACGGUGGAUAAAGUCGUCACUCACCCUUACGAUACAUGCGCGAGGACAUAAAAAAAAGACGU